UUUUCUGUUAAUUAAACAAUGAUACAGAGAGAAAGAUAGGAUUUUUUUAUUAUUAUUUUUAGUUGUUGGACGUUGGAGCUGCAAGAAUACAGUCCAGUUUUUUUUUUGUUCGGCAUUGGAGGAAAGCUCCAGAAAAUGUAAACCCCACCAAAAAGUACCACAAUAAAAAGCCAAAACGACAACUCUUUUCUAGUACCAGUUCUUAAUUUGGAGAUGCAUAUAUAAAUAUCUAAAUAUAUAUAACCCAAGAACAGGGUAAGAAAGCAAAGUCAGCACCAUUCCCACCGAGAAAACCAGCCCUUUUCCUCCGGUUGGCGGACGCGCCACCGUGACACGUCACACGAGGCCAACGAAUCUCUGACAUAGUUGGCGCCACGUGUCCUACAUGAAGCCCUAGCGGGACCCGCACCAGAUCUGAAAGCUUCGAGUACUUUACUUCUUCCUUUACCUUAUUCUAGGCCUGGCCUCCUCCCUAGCUAUAUGACCGCACGAACCCUCCUGAGAUAUCAGCCAAUAGGGUGCCUCCAUUUCUCACCGGCCUGUCAGAUGAGCCAAUCACCUCGAACUCGUAUCUGGGUUUGGUGCUGAAUCACACACAGUCACCGGGGAGCUUUUAAUUUUCGUGAGGAGAGAACCCAUGUCGUUUUUGAGGCAGAGAAAGGGGAAAGGUCCCAACCCAGAGCUUAAAAAUAAUGAUUUAAAUGAAGAUAGCGAGAAGGAGAGAGAGAACAGGGAGACAAAGCUGAGAGAAAUCGAGAGGAGGAGAAGGAAGUGGUCGUGUAUCGAUGGUUGUUGCUGGUUUAUUGGCUGUAUAUGUUCGACUUGGUGGUUUAUGCUGUUUUUGUACAAUACAAUGCCGGCUUCGUUCCCUCAGUACGUGACCGAAGCGAUUACCGGUCCGUUACCUGACCCACCUGGCGUGAAGUUGCGGAAAGAGGGUUUGAGUGCCAAACAUCCGGUCGUGUUUGUUCCCGGUAUCGUCACCGGCGGCCUCGAAUUGUGGGAGGGGCAUCGGUGUGCUGAUGACUUGUUUAGGAAGAGGUUGUGGGGCGGCACGUUUGGGGAAUUGUAUAAAAGACCAUUAUGCUGGGCUGAGCAUAUGUCUCUGGAUAAUGAAACUGGAAUGGACCAGUCAGGCGUAAGGGUAAGACCUGUAUCUGGACUUGUGGCAGCUGAUUACUUUGCACCAGGUUAUUUUGUCUGGGCAGUUUUAAUUGCUAACUUGGCUCGGAUUGGAUAUGAAGAAAAAACCAUGUAUAUGGCUGCAUAUGAUUGGAGAUUAUCAUUUCAAAACACUGAGGUAAGGGACCAAACUUUAAGCAGGAUAAAGAGCAAUAUUGAACUGAUGGUUACUACAAAUGGUGGGAAAAAGGUUGUAGUUAUUCCUCAUUCAAUGGGUGUUCUUUACUUUCUGCAUUUCAUGAAGUGGGUCGAGGCACCAGCACCAAUGGGAGGUGGGGGUGGAUCAGAUUGGUGUGCAAAGCAUAUCAAAGCUGUAAUGAACAUUGGAGGACCAUUCUUAGGUGUUCCAAAAGCAGUCUCAGGGCUUUUCUCCAUUGAAGCAAAGGAUAUUGCUGUUGCCAGGGCCUUCGCACCAGGUGUUUUAGAUAAGGAUGUUUUUGGUCUUCAGACUUUACAGCACAUGAUGCGGAUGACCCGCACAUGGGAUGCAACAAUGUCAAUGAUACCCAAAGGAGGUGAGACUAUAUGGGGUGGCCUUGAUCGGUCACCUGAAGGAUUUUAUGAUUGUACUGCAAAGAAGCUGAAGAACAAUGGCACACUAGCAAACGGCCAAAAUGGAGCAAUAAAUAAGGGUUCAACUAAGGGAGUGAAUUACGGGAGAAUGAUAUCAUUUGGGAAAGAUAUAGCUGCAGUACAUUCUUCUGAGAUUGAGAGGAUCGAUUAUAGGGGCGCUGAAAAGGGUAAUAACCUUGUGAACACGACAAAAUGUGAUGUUUGGACGGAGUACCAUGAAAUGGGUGUUGGGAGUGUCAAGGCUAUUGCAGAUUACAAAGCUUACACUGUUACAGAAAUUUUGGAUCUGCUUCAUUUUGUCGCCCCAAAGUUGAUGGCACGAGGAGGAGCUCACUUUUCUUACGGAAUUGCAGACGAUUUGAAGGACCCAAAAUAUCAACAUUACAAAUACUGGUCGAACCCUUUGGAAACAGAAUUACCAAAUGCGCCAGACAUGGAGAUAUAUACAAUGUACGGAGUAGGUAUUCCCACGGAAAGAGCUUAUGUGUACAAGCUAACUCCUCCUUCAGAAUGCUACAUUCCCUUCCAGAUAGACACCUCGGCAGAGGGUGGAAAUGAGGACCCAUGUUUGAAAGGUGGAGUUUUCUUGAGCGAUGGAGAUGAAACUGUCCCUGUUUUGAGUUCGGGUUUCAUGUGCGCAAAAGGUUGGCGGGGGAAGACUCGGUUUAAUCCUUCUGGCGUCCGUACAUACAUAAGGGAGUACGAUCAUGCUCCUCCAGCCAAUCUUUUAGAAGGCCGAGGCACUCAAAGUGGCGCUCAUGUCGAUAUAAUGGGAAAUUUUGCACUCAUAGAAGACAUUAUAAGAGUAGCCGCUGGUGCAACUGGCGAUGAGUUAGGUGGAGAUCGAGUGUUCUCUGAUAUUUUCAAGUGGUCCGAGGCAAUUGAUUUACAACUCUAACAUAUUACACGUUUUCAGUAAUGGCUACGUUCUUACUUAAACCCCGGAACUUCAAAAGCAAGACACGCAUGGUGAAUUAGAAAUGAAAAUGGUUGCUGUGUUGAUUAAAGCUACAGCUCUCAUUACAUAUUUUAGAAAGAAAAAAAUGAAGACAGUGAAGUGAGAGAGCUGGUUUCAGAAACAAGUUCAUCACAACCAGUAGUAUUCAUCUAUAGUUGCAGUCUUCAUUUUUUUGGGGGGAAGCACUUAUUCCUCGUUGUUAUCUGAUUGAAAUUCUUAUAUUCAAUUAAUUUAUUCUCACAGGUGGUUGCA
Molecule: messenger RNA, 2965 nt
Organism: Cannabis sativa
Lineage: Eukaryota; Viridiplantae; Streptophyta; Magnoliopsida; Rosales; Cannabaceae
Product: phospholipid:diacylglycerol acyltransferase 1
Exons: 7
Coding region: 638-2653 (671 amino acids)
Biological process (GO): lipid metabolic process
Cellular component (GO): cytoplasm
Source: RefSeq, a predicted model, not a curated record